AUGAAUUCAAUUGAUUCAUUUCAAUUCGGUGAUGAAUCGAUGAAAGAAGUAAAUAAUGAAUCAACAAUAGUUAUAAUUAAUGUUAGUGGAUGUCGAUAUGAAACACGAUUAUCUACUCUCGAAAAUUUUCCCGAAACGCUUUUGGGCAAUGAAAAUAAACGAAAAAAUUUCUGGAAUAAUCAACGAAAAGAAUACUUUUUCGAUCGACAUCGAGGUUGUUUCGAAUGUAUUUUGCAUUACUAUCAAACAAAUGGACGUAUUCGUCGACCAGAUACUAUUUUAUUAGAUAUAUUUAUUGAGGAAAUUUUGUUUUUUCAAUUAGGUCCAACAGCAUAUGAUCAAGUAAAGGAAUCGGAAAAUUUAAAAGAAUUUAAAAAUAAACCGAUGCCGAAAAAACAUUGGCGCAAAGUUCUUUGGUGCCUUAUGCAAUAUCCUGAAAGUUCGUUAGCAGCUUCAUUUAUCACUAUCACUACGUUAAUUUUAACUGUUCUCUCUUGUCUCACGUUGGCUAUUGAAACUUUACCCAUGUUCAAUGGUUAUUCCCUAAAUUCUUGUUUUAAUCAAGCAAAUAUUUCUCUUAACACAAAUGUUAUUGUUAUUUGCUCCCAAGUAUUUGCAUCACCAUUUUUCAUUAUUCAAACUAUUUGCGUUUCUUAUUUUACAAUCGAAUUUCUUCUUCGUUUAAUUAGUACUCCAUCUUAUAAACGAUUUUUUUUGUCCUUUUUUACUUAUAUUGAUCUGGCAGCUAUUAUUCCUUACUUUAUCUAUUUAGGUUUUGCAUUAAAUAAGUCAUUUAUCUAUAUAGAUCCGGAGUCUACAAUCAGUAUAAAUGUUUUACUUGUAUUACCUUUAUUUCGUAUAUUAAAACUAUUUCUUAUUUUUAAAUAUUUGAAAUCAUUACGUACUCUUGGUACAGCUAUUAAAGAAUCUUUUGCUGAUUUUAUUGGAGCAUUUACCGGUAUACUUCUUUUGGCAUUUCUAUUCGGAGCAGCGUGUUAUGUUGCUGAAGUUCAAGACAAUGGAGUUAUGUUCGAUUCAAUUCCGAGAUCAUUCUAUUGGGGAAUAAUCACAAUUAUGACUGUUGGCUAUGGAGAUAUGUAUCCGAUAACAUGGGCUGGUCGUACAAUAGCUUGUAUAUGUGCUUUAUCUGGUGCAGCUACGAUUGGUACGCUCAUUUCAAUUCUAGUCGAUCGUUAUCAACGUGCCUUUAAUCGAAAGACAUACUGGCCCUAUCACUAUCAGCAAACGUCAUCGAUCGAACUCACUAAUGUUAAUACUAAAUUAGAAUAA
Messenger RNA from Rotaria sp. Silwood2, 1290 nucleotides. Lineage: Eukaryota; Metazoa; Rotifera; Eurotatoria; Philodinida; Philodinidae. The record is from the annotation of a GenBank genome assembly.